AUGAAAUGUCCUAAUCCAAAACAUACUAAAAAUGUUAAAUACGUAUGUUUUGAUGAUACUUGUAAAGAAUAGAGAUUAUAUUGUCAUGAAUGUAUAAAAAUUGGAAUGCAUGUUACUCAUCUUUAACAUUAAGAAGAGUUACAAUCUUUAUUUGAACAUAUUUCAACAAUUGAAAAAGAAUCUGAUGAUUUAAUAAAUACAAUCAAUAAAUAAAUGGAUUUAAUUUAAAAUGAUUUCUUUUUAUUAAUUGGAGGAAUUAGAACUAAAUAUCAGAUAUCUAAGUAAUUACCCAAUUUAAAUUCUCAAUAAAUUAAUUCUUUCUUAACAUAAAGUAUCCAUUUCAAAUAAUUUUAAUUAAUUUUUGAAAAUUUGUUAUAACAAUUCAUAAAGGAAUUUUAAGAUUAAAUAAAGAAAUUACAGAAUGAUUUAAAUUUAUUUGCAUUAGAUUAUUAUCAAAUAUCUAAACCAAAUAUAGAAAAAUCAGAAGAAUUGUAUAAAAUAGGUAAUUAAAUUAAUGAUUUAGGAUAUAAGUUAUAUUGGAAUGAUGACAAAUAUGAUGAGGCUAUUAAAAUAUUUGAUUAAGCAUUGAAUUUUAAUCCAAAACAUUAAUUAUCAUUAUCUACUAAAGGUAUGAUUAAAUUUGAAUGUAUUAGCUGAGAGUUUAAGGAAUCUUGGUUAAUAUAAUGAAGCUAUCAUUUGGGCUGAUAAAGCUUUGUAAGCAGAUCCAAAGCAUUGUAGAUCAUUAUUUACUAAAGGUAUGAUUAAAUUUGAAUGUAUUAGCUGAGAGUUUAAGGAAGCUUGGUUAAUAUAAUGAAGCUAUAUUUGGGCUGAUAAAGCUUUGUAAGUAGAUCCAAAGUGUUGUAAUUCAUUAUUUAUUAAAGGUAUGAAUAACUUUUUAAAUUAAAGGUAACUCUUUAAGAUAAUUGAAAAAAUUUAAGGAAGCUAUGGAAGUGAUUGAAUAAUCUCUAAUAAUUAAUCCAAAUCAUUUUAAUUCAUUAAGGAUAAAAGGUAAUAUUAUGAUAUAAUUAAUAGGUUAAUGCUUACAUGAUCAGAAAUAAUAUUUAUAGGCUUUAAUAUUUUAUGAUAAAGCUUUAGAAAUUGAUUCUAAUCAUAAAUGGACUAAAAAAAGAAAAAGUAUUGUAUUUCUUAACAUUAGAUGAAUGUUUAGAAGCCAUACAAACACAAUGA
Paramecium octaurelia is the source of this 1188-nucleotide messenger RNA. Lineage: Eukaryota; Ciliophora; Oligohymenophorea; Peniculida; Parameciidae. The record is from the annotation of a GenBank genome assembly.